Molecule: messenger RNA, 3111 nt
Organism: Stylonychia lemnae
Lineage: Eukaryota; Ciliophora; Spirotrichea; Sporadotrichida; Oxytrichidae
Source: the annotation of a GenBank genome assembly
AUGAUUUCAGAAACCGAGACAGAUUAUACUGAAAGACCAUCAACACAGUCAACUUAAUCUAAAUCUUAGCUAACCUCAAGAAUUAUGAACGGAAGUUAAUAUCAAAGAAAAGUGGUCCAUCAAAUGACAUUAGGUGACUCAUAAUCUGAGGUGUUUUGCGCCAAGUUCGACCCUGAAGAUAAGUAUAUUGCUUGUGGGUAUGGAGAUGGUGUAGCAAGGAUCUAUAACUUGCAAACUGGAAAGCUUUCAUUCUAAUUAUCAGGUUCGCUUCAACUUGCUGGAUCUAUUGAUGAUAUGCCAAUUACUGCUUUGAAGUGGAGACCUCAAUCAGCAUAACUCAAAACUAUGAACGUCUUAGUUACUGCACAAGCUGACGGUAGCUUAAAGCAUUGGCAUUCAACUUCUGGUAAAUGUCUUCACUCUAGAUUAGAUAACCCAGACAAUCAUCUAUAUUGUCUAGACUUUAACCCUGAAGGUACUUUACUAGCAGCUGCAGGAAGAGACUGUCAUGUCAGAAUCUACGAUGAAACAACAAAAUCGCUGGCUGUGACAAUGAAAGAAAGAGGUGACCUUCCAGGCCAUUCCAAUAGAGUAUUCUGUGUGAAGUUCAAUCCAAUCCAGAGAGAUAUGGUUGUUAGUGGAGGAUGGGAUAAUACUCUUUAGAUUUAUGAUAUCAGAUAGAAAGGACCAGUUGAAAGUAUUUAUGGACCUCAUAUCUGUGGUGAUUCUCUUGACUUCAGAAAUGAUGGAUAUACUCUAUUGGCAGGUAGCUACAGAUAAGAUGAUGCUAUCUAGCUCUUUGAUCUGAGAAAGUUUAAAUGUGUCAGAACCUACGAAUGGGAUGGUCCAGAUGGAAUGGGUAUCGCCUAAAGAGAGCCGGAAGAAUCUGUGAGAAUGCAGCAGUUCAGACCAAAGACUGCUCCACUACUAUACGCUACUAUGUUCAAUAAAACUCAAGAUCUUAUAUUGGCAGGAGGAGCUGGAAAAAAUCAAGUCAGAAUAUUCGACUAUGAAUCUGGAAAUAUAAUCUCUAUUAUCAGUGAUAUGGAAAGAAGCAUUCUUUGCAUGGACGUCAACAAGACUAAAAAUGGCUUCGCGUUUGGUUCUGCAGAUUCCUGCCUUUAUAAUUUUAAUUUAAGUUUAAUGGAAACCAUCUAAGAAUUAGCUGUAAAUCGUAUUCAUAAAGAAUCGAAAAUGAAUGUUUACGGUUCCUCUUUUAAUAAUGAGAACGAUGUUAGUGGGCAAGGCAUUAAUAAUAUAACAAAGAGAAGUAAAAACGACAUUAAGGAUAUCAAGAGUUACAGAAUGCUUGAUAGAGUCUAACUAGAUCUUGAAUCUCCUAGGAGUAAGGAAGAGUUUUACUUGAAGGGAGUCGAGUAGGAUCUAAUUGAUUUGAGAUUUAAGCAUUUCUAAUCAAGAUUGAUAGAUACGUUAAAUCGAGUGCUUCAAGAGCAAAUAAAAUAAAUGCAAAAGGAGAUUCUGGAUUAGAAAAUGAUUGCUAAAUCUGCAUCUCUAGGCCAACUUUAAAUUUAGCCUUAAAAUUAAGGGCCUAAUAAGUCCUUCAACCAACCUAUAGUAAAUCAAAGUCACUUCUUAGCAACAACUUCAACAGCUGCUGGACUUUCAACUUCAAUAUUUCCAACUGAAGUCAUCAUGCUUGGUGGAGAGACCAAAAAAGCAUUAUCUGGAUUUAAAGAAAAUAUGGCUAAAUCCUAAUCAGUAUUGACUCAUCGGGCAAUCUCAACAACAUAGUCAGCUUAAAGUCCUCAUAACCUUAAGUUUUUACUUACAAAAACAGCAUUCAAAGAUAUUUAAUCCUCAAGCGUAAUCUCUGGUAACUAUUCCAGUCGCUACAUAGAGAAUAAUAUAAUGAGUAAAACUAUGGGAACUACCUUUAAUGAUAAUUUGAGAAAUUCAAAAACUUAUAGAGCUCAUCCUAUAGUUGAAUAAAAGAUAUAAAUGGAAUUAGCGAAAAUUGAAAGGGAUAAAUCUUAGAAAAUUUUCAAAAUUCAGAAAGAAUUAGAUGAUUAGAAGAAGAAAAAGCAGAAAUUGGAUGAGUACGAGGAGAGACUUAAAAAAGCAGAGGAUAAGGUGAAUGCUAAAAUCAGGCACAUUAGUGUUGAUAAAAGAUUGAAAAAUGAAAAACGAAUAUUUGAAGCUUAGCAUAGAGCAAUGAAUAUUUCAAAAGAGUAGGAAUAUUCAAUUCUUAGGGAGUAUGAGAAGUAAAACGCAUCGAUUAGUGGGUCAUAGCUAAAAUAGAUAUAAGAUUAAGAAAAAAGACUUUAAGUUAUGAAAAGAGAAUAGGAGUUUCAAGAAAGGCUAAGACUUAUUCAGGAAAUGAAACAGGAAUAAGAAUAUCAAGAAAUGUAGUCAUUAGAAUAUAGAUUAGAGUCAAUUGAUUAAAGGCUGAAUAGAUCUCAAAUGAUACACAAUAAUAACAUCAAACGAGUAUAGAGCGAGGCUAGAGCAAAGAAUGAAAUAGUGCGCAACAAAUUAAUCUAAUAUAAGAAUUAGCAAGAAGAGUUGGAGAAGAAGGAAAAAUAAGACUAUUAAGAUUAUGAGAAUAGAGUAAAAAAGAGACUUUAAAAUGCACAUAAAGAGAUGAGUAAUCUGUAUGAUAACAUGAAGUCGUAAAAGGCAGCUAAAGUUACUCUUAAUCAAAAGAAUAGAAAGGAAGAAUUCAUGGAGUAAAAAAUGAAAAUGAGCUAAAUUUAGUAAAGGUAAAGAGAAGCAGAAGAGUUAUAAGAAGAAUUUAAGCGAGAAUAAGAACACGAAUUCAUGUUAAGAAAUGAAUUGAGAAGGUUGAGAGAAGAGGAUAUCAAGAAACUGAGAGAUAGAUAGAGAAGACUUUAAGAUCAGAAGAAGCUGCAAAUCCUGAAUAAAGAAAGAGAAAACGAUGAGUUUAUGAAGCAUAUCAAGGAGAGUGAGGAGGCUUACGUCCUGAAAAUCAAAGAAACAGAUGAGGUGAAGAAGACUUUAGUUGAUAUUGCAGUAAAGGGCAAAAUCAUGACUCCAAGAAGUAAAAAGAGGCUAGAACAGGAAGGCAUUAUGAUGGCUAGCAACCUCACUAAAAGAAAAAUGAGUUUGAAAAAUUUUAACGAAAAUUACUGA